AUGUUGGAAGGGCUUCCAACAAAGGGUGAUUGGGCAGCGGACGAAAUUAGGAAAGCUUUCGAGAUGAUAUCAGAGAUAGGUGAUAUACCCCAGACAUCUGAGAAAUGGACUUACAUGUCACCAGCAAAAACCCUAGAAAUGAAAAAAUUUCGUGCAAAUCAGAUAAGAAAUUUUGUUGAAAGCACCCUUAUAAAGGGUCCUAUUGGAUUGGCACUAGAAUUUCGGCAAAUGAAACGAUCCAAUGACUUUUCAAAAAUGAAGGAGUUUUUGAAAUUCAACAAAAUUGGGAAGAAUCGCUAUAAAGAUGUUGGCUGUCUCGACAGUAAUCGAGUUGAACUUUCAUUUGGUCCCUGCACUUACAUUCAUGCGAAUUACGUGUCAACGCCAAGUAACCCAAAAAAAUUUAUCUGCACUCAGGCACCUUUGAAAGGGACUUGCUCAGAAUUCUGGUGCAUGGUUGUUCAGGAACAAGCUGAAAUAAUACUCAUGCUAUGUAACUUUGUAGAACAGGUACAUAUAACUUAGUG
Molecule: messenger RNA, 527 nt
Organism: Strongylus vulgaris
Lineage: Eukaryota; Metazoa; Nematoda; Chromadorea; Rhabditida; Strongylidae
Source: the annotation of a GenBank genome assembly